This is a messenger RNA of Cinara cedri, 792 nucleotides long. Lineage: Eukaryota; Metazoa; Arthropoda; Insecta; Hemiptera; Aphididae. The record is from the annotation of a GenBank genome assembly.
AUGGGUAACACGACAAUAGGUUUGCUAGCAUAUGCUGAUGACUUAGCCAUUUUGGGAAAUAAUUUAGAUACUGUAAAACAGAAUUGUAGAAAACUAAUAAAUGUAGCAGGCAAAUGUGGUCUAAAGAUUAAUGACAAAAAAACGGAGUAUGUCAUAAUUGGAAGAAGAAGUAGAGAAUACCAACCAGGAGAGUUUAUGGAAAUAGAUAACCAUAAGUUUAAGAGAGCGUCACAUUUUAAAUACCUAGGAUCUAUAAUAACACAAGAUAGUGACCUUAAGAUGGAGAUGGACACUAGGAUUCUAAUGGGAAAUAGGUGCUUUUUUGGCUUAGGGAGUAUGUUUAGCUCAAAAAUCUUGUCGACAAAAUUAAAAAUACAAUUAUACAUGACCCUGAUAAGACCAGUAGUUUUAUAUGGCUCUGAGACGUGGACACUGAGAAAGGUAGAAGAAAAAAGACUUGCGGUGUUUGAACGAAAAAUCCUAAGAAGAAUCUAUGGACCAUGUAUCGAUUCUGACACUAGAGAAUGGACGAUACGCCACAAUGAUGAGCUGAAGAACUUGUAUCAAAAACCAGACAUUAUAUCCGAAAUUAAUAGGAGAAGAUUAAUGUGGGCUGGACAUGCCUGGAGGAAAGAGGGCUCUUUCAUUAAGGCGGUUAUUAAAGAAAAUCCGGCUGGGAAAAGAUAUCGUAUCAAAAAGGAGGUUAAAGCAGUAGAACGAAAUACACAGUGGAGAGAAGCUGCAGAGGAUAGGGAAAGAUGGCGACAAAUUUGUUUGCAGGGAUGGUCUUGA